GUCAUCAUGGCGGACCCGGGGGUGCAAGCGAGCCUCCACAAGAACCUCAAGACGACGCUUCCGAGGAUCGACAACUACAUCAACUCCACCAGAUUUUCGAGCGUCAACCUCAAGGGCCGACUGUACGCCGACACCCGCCCUGUCUCCCUGAGUCACUGGGCGGUUCCAGGCGGCGAGGGGGCGUGGCAGAGCUGGACCUUUGAGGAGGUGAUGCAACAGACCUUCCUCCCAACCAGCGUCGGCGAGUCAUUCGGCCCGACAUGGACCACCCACUGGUUCAAAGUGGAGUACGAGAUCCCCGAGGAGUGGGUGGGAUGCGAAGUGAGGUUCCGAUGGGCCACGGGAAGCGAGGCGACGGUGUGGUCCAGCGACGGGAAGCUUAUGCAGGGCCUCUCGACGGGCACGGGUCAUCAAAUGCGCCCCGACUACGUCAUCACCAGGAGCUACGAAGGGGCCGCCGGGAAGCAAGUCUUUUACGUCGAAAUGGCCGCCAACAGACUCUUCGGGGCCGGAGAUGGCGACGAUCUGACUCCUCCCAAUCCAAACAAGUACUAUACCCUCACCCGGGCCGAGAUUUCAAAGUUUGACACCCAGGUAUACAAGUUGACCCGUGACCUGGAAGUGUUGCACCAGCUGGCGGACGUGUUGCAGAAUGAUCCGCGUGGGUACCAGGCCCUCUACACGGCCAACCAGAUGGUAAACUCCAUUAUUGCCAAGGAUGAAAGCGGUGCCAGCCAGCUCGCCGACCUCCACUUCGCCAAGGGAAACGGUGCCAGAGCCCACACUCUCUCGGCCGUCGGGAACUGCCACAUCGACUCCGCCUGGCUCUGGCCCUACUCGGAGACCAAGAGGAAGGUCGGCAGGAGCUAUGCGUCGCAGGUCAGGCUGAUGGAGGACUACCCGGAGUUGGUCUUCGUGGCGUCGCAGGCACAGCAAUGGGCGUGGUGCAAGCAGUAUUAUCCGGAGCUGUUUGAGCGCGUGAAACUGCAGGUGCAAGCAGGCAAGUUCCUCCCCGUGGGCGGCACGUGGGUGGAGAUGGACGGCAACAUCCCAAGCGGAGAGUCCUUCGUCAGGCAGUUCCUCCACGGACAGCGGUUCUAUCAGCAAGAACUCGGGGUGACCUGUAAAGAGUUCUGGCUGCCGGACACCUUCGGGUAUUCGGCUCAGAUUCCGGCACUGAUGAGGCACAUGGAUCUGUCCCGCUUCCUAACUCAGAAAUUGAGCUGGAGUAUGGUCAACAAAUUUCCUCACCACAACUUCACGUGGGAAGGGAUAGAUGGCAGCACCGUCCUCGCUCACUUCCCGCCGGGCGACUCCUACAACAUGAACACCACCGUAGAGGAAGCAGUGAGGACCGUGAAGAACCUGGAGGACAAAGGGCGAGUAAGCACCUCGGCCUUCCUCUUCGGGUAUGGCGACGGAGGAGGCGGCCCCACGCAGGACAUGCUGGAGAGGGCCAGGAGGCUCAAGGAUGCUGACGGAUGCCCGAAGAUGAACAUCGUAACUCCUGACGUAUUAUUUUCCACCCUGGAGAGCGAACAGCACAACAUGUGUCGUUGGGUUGGGGAACUGUACCUUGAGCUUCACAACGGUACAUAUACUAGCCAGGCGGACAUGAAGAGGCUGUGUAGGAGCGCUGAGUUCCACCUCCGCGACGCUGAGUUCCUCCUGAGUGCUGCUUCGGCUUCGUUGGGUGUCGCCGCGUCGGCUCUUCUCCAGACUUCCUUGGAGUCCCUGGACAGCGCGUGGAAGAAGGUCCUCCUCAACCAGUUCCACGACGUCCUCCCUGGCUCUGGUAUUGGUAUCAUCUACCCUGAGGCCACGAGGUACUACGAGGAGGCCAUCGCUUCGGCUACGGGGGUGUGGCACGAGUCAGCUGAUGCCCUGUUUGGAAGUGGCGGAGAGCAGACCUGGACCGCCUUCAACACCCUUCAGUGGGCUCGCGAGGAGGUGGUGGAGGCCCAGACACGGAGCGACGGCGAAGGAGAACGUUCAGCGGGUUACGUUCUCGUUCAGGCGCCGCCCUUGGGGUACGCCGUUCUGCAGGAGGUCACCCCGACGAAUCCUGUUAGUCUCACUGAGACAGAUGGCCUUUUCGUGUUGGACAACGGCCUGAUCCGAGCCGAAAUCAACGCAUACGGACAGGUGGUGAGCUUAGUGACAGCUGGAGACUACCGCGACGUGUUCAGGAAGGAAGAUGGUUCCCAGCUGGCGGGCAAUCAGCUGGUUCUCUUUGACGACGAACCGCUCGUCUUCGAUGCUUGGGAUGUGAUGGACUACCACCUGGAGACGCCCGUGGUUCUCAACCAGGAAGGGUCUGGCCGCCCAGUGUCCUCUGUGACGGUCGUGGAGGCGGGUCCUCUGCUGGCUCGUCUUCGGUGGAGCGUCGACAUCAGCGGUGACUCGACCCUCACGCAGGACAUCGAACUCAGAGCCUCGACACCUUACCUCAUCUUCAGCACCGUCGUGGACUGGCAUGAGGAUCGGAAGAUUUUGAAAGUGCUGUUCGACCACAACGUAAUGGCCAGAAGCGCCUCCUUUGACAUCCAGUUCGGCCACCUCGAGCGACCCACCCACAUGAACACCUCAUGGGACUCCGCUCGCUAUGAAGUCUGUGGCCACAAGUGGGCCGACGCAUCCGAACCGAACUGGGGCUUCGCGGUUCUCAACGACAGCAAGUACGGAUGGAUGGCGAGAGGGAACCGCUUGACCCUUUCCCUGCUGAAGGCCCCGAAGUCUCCUGACGGUGCGUGCGACAUGGGGAGUCACGCGUUCAAGUACGCCCUCAUGCCUCAUGUUGGUACAGUGAACGAAGCCGGAGUCGUGAAGAGGGCAUACGAAUUCAACAAUCCCCUACGCCUCCUUGCGCUUCCUUCGGCCACGACCUCGACGCAGCCCACCUGGUCGGCGCUGACCGUGGAGGGCGAGGGCGCUGUCCUGCACGCCCUCAAACCCGCUGAGGAUGGGUCAGGCGAGGUCGUCCUCCGGCUCUUCGAGUGUCACGGAUGCAAGAGUAAGGUGAACCUCCGCACCUCACUACCCAUCACGGACGUCCACAACUGCAACGGGAUGGAGGUCAAGGGAUCGCAGGCAACGUUUUCGAAAGAGGGAGACGAAACCACCAUUUCUCUCUCCCUCUCUCCCUUCUCCAUCGUGGCUUUGAGACUCUCCUUCUAGACUGCGUGAGGGAGAAUUUUAGACUGAGCGAAGGGAGGUGUUUGGGUGUGGUUAGGAUUGGUUCCCGUUUUCUGUGAUGUCUUUGUUGGGUUUCGUUUUCUGUUUCUCGUUAUCUUUAUUUUAUUUAUAUUUAUUUUUUUG
Penaeus vannamei (Pacific white shrimp) is the source of this 3318-nucleotide messenger RNA. Its product is annotated as alpha-mannosidase 2C1. Gene Ontology annotation, molecular function: carbohydrate binding; alpha-mannosidase activity. The record is from RefSeq and is a predicted model, not a curated record. Gene Ontology annotation, biological process: mannose metabolic process; oligosaccharide catabolic process. Lineage: Eukaryota; Metazoa; Arthropoda; Malacostraca; Decapoda; Penaeidae.